This is a messenger RNA of Triticum turgidum subsp. durum (durum wheat), 1200 nucleotides long. Lineage: Eukaryota; Viridiplantae; Streptophyta; Magnoliopsida; Poales; Poaceae. The record is from the annotation of a GenBank genome assembly.
AUGGCGAGAUCUGGCGGCAAGCGAGGCGUGAUGGAGCACCACUGCCUGAACCGAUUCCGCCGCCGGCGACUCCUCGCCUUCCUCCGCCGCAACAGCCUCCCCGCCACCUUCGACGCGCUGAAGCACGAGACGAGCGUCUUCUUGGACGUGCGAUGCCUGCGGCGCCUGGUGGCGGACGGCCGGUGGAAGGAGGCGCGAAAGUACUUGAGCCACUUCCUGCCGUGCCAGGACGAGAUCGAGGCGCCCACCGCGCUCAGUUUUCUCACUCGCCUCAACGUUCUCGACGACCUCGCCCAGGGCAAGCUGGAUGGCAUCGAUUUGGCCCAAGAUCUCCGGAACCAAAUCGACGCUAUCCCUUCCACCAUGUUUCGCGAGGACCCGCACUACGCCUCGGCUGCCCGCACAGUCUUGUUCUGGCGCUCUCACCCGGCAAACUGGGGUCCCGUGGACUGGCAGCUCAUUAGGCGCAAAGCCGCGCAGGUUGUCAAGGACUUGGUCACGCGAACCCCCGAGUUCAGGCAUCUGCUGCGGUUGCCGCCGUGUCCAAGCCACCCAUGUUACACCAUCCCCUUCGGGUUUGGGGGUUGCCGGAGGCAUAAGAGGAAGAAGAACAUAGGCCGGAUGUCGGCAUCUCUUCUUGCCCGUCGUUUUCUUCACAAAGAGAGGCGUCAUUCCUCACCAUGGACUCAAGGUUCAUCGUGUGAACCUAUGGGUUUCGAGGAAAUUAUUGAUGAAACUAUGUUAGCUGGGAAGCUGGAGGUCAUAGAACAUUCAGAUUCUUGUAGUGAAGGCGAUCCUGGUUCUCCUGUUGGGUUAUCUAUUGGUAAAAGUUUUGGAACUGCACCUGCUAAUGCAGUCACAAAGCGUUUGAGUCAAGAAUGUUCCGCUGAAAGUUCCAAUGGUGCAAAACUAAAACCUACAACUGGGCAGUUUUGUCCGGAUGUCGUCGAUGCACGUUCUGGUUGGACGGUGGACGCCAAUCAUGUUUUAAAUAAAAUAGAAGCCCUCGGAGACAUUUCAACUGCCAUGGCCAUGCUAGUGAAUAAGACAUGCGCAUAUGGUGGUCCAGAUCACACGAUGUUCAUGGAGAAAAUAUUUGAGCACGAGAAGAUGAUAUUCGAACUGCGAUUAGAUUGCCAAAAAGCAAAAACUAAGAGGUUGAACUUCUCCAUUGGCAACUUGAGCACCCGACAGAACUAG